Molecule: messenger RNA, 2339 nt
Organism: Apodemus sylvaticus (European woodmouse)
Lineage: Eukaryota; Metazoa; Chordata; Mammalia; Rodentia; Muridae
Product: paired immunoglobulin-like type 2 receptor alpha
Exons: 3
Coding region: 16-684 (222 amino acids)
Molecular function (GO): MHC class I protein binding
Source: RefSeq, a predicted model, not a curated record
CGGAUCUCCUGCAACAUGGGAAAAGAAGAAGCCAGAUCAAUAAAGGAAGUUGCUGGCCACAAGGAGGUGGAGAUGGAGAGGUCCUGCCCUGACUCAGUGCCCCACAUGAGAAGGCCUGAGGAUGUGUGCCACUUCAUCCUGGUUCUCUCUGGACUCCUGAGCACUGCAGUGUUACUACCCAGAGUCCUCCCCUUCCUGAUGGCUCUGCUGGUCUCACUUCCAGGAGGGCCUCUGGCCAUGGCUCUUCUGCUGUCAGCAGCAUGUCUGCACACUGGAAACUCAGCAGGAUCCAACGAAGGAAAGGCGUAUGGCUUCAACCAACCAGCAAACCUCUCUGGGGUCCAGGGUGGCUCCAUCGAGAUCCCCUUCUCCUUCCACUUCUCCUGGGAGUUGGCCAAGGAUCCGCAGAUGAGCAUAGCGUGGAGAUUGAACCACUUCCAUGGGGAAUUCAUCUACAACUCCACCCUGCCUUUCAUACAUGAGCACUUCAAGGACCGGCUCAUCCUGAACUGGACACAGGGUCAGACAUCUGGAGUCCUCAGAAUCCUGAACUUGAAGGAGACUGACCAGACCACAUACUUCAGCCGAGUUUCUCUGCUAACAACAGAAGGCAUGAAGGUUUGGCAGUCGAUUAAUGGGACCCAACUCACCGUGACACAUGGCUCUUCAGUAAUUAGAAAAUGAGUAAGAAAAUGUCUGCCCUUUCAUGAUGUAGCUGCUGUGUCUUGUGAUCCCUCCAGCCCCUCUGAUGCAGCAGUAACUGAAGUCCCCUGGACUGGGAGCCCUGAGGCCCAGCGUGGUCACUGUGUGUCCCUGCACAUGACCCUACAGCAGUGGGGACUGUGUGGCUGUGCUGUUCUUAUGACCUUGCUCUGUGGAUCCCAUGUUUUUCCUUUUAACUUAGCUGUUCAUUUGUUUGUUUGUUUGUUUGUUUGUUUUAUGUCAGGGUCUCAGCAGGUAGCCCUGGCUGUCUUAAUACUGACUAUGUAAACCCAUCAGGACUUGAACUCAGAAAGAAAAAGGAGCCAUUUCAUGUACGUGUCUAGUUCAGAGGUUCUCCACUUUCCUAAUGUGGCAAAUAAUUCAUACAGUUCAUACAUCAUGUUAUGGGGUCCACACACAUAAAAUUAUAUCAGUGCUACUUCAUAACAUUGAUUUUCCUACUGUUAUAAAUAACAAUGUAAGUAACUAAUAUGCAUGACACCUGAUAUUCAAUCGAUGUGGGGGCAGUGAUGCACGGGUUGAGAACCACUGGUCUAGAAUUCAUAAAUAUGUACAUUUUGGGGAAAUUGUCCUUACUGCUGUCCAUUAAUCACAAGCCUCAAAUGAGUAUCAUUCAUGGGCAUUUCCUCAGUCAAUGGGAAAAAUAUCUCCAAUCUCAUGAGACCAUCUGGAGAUAAUUGGGAUCUUGGAGAAGUCACUGAGGCUUCUUUUGGCUAAAGCGAAGUGUCUCUGAGCAGUGGUUGUGACUGCAUCUAACUCUCCUGAGGCUGACCUCAGCAGCUCUCAUGGGCACAGUGACCAUGGGAGCUGGAGUAGUGUUUCUUCUGAGCAUCCCUGAAGUGAUGCACAGCAGGAUGGCAUGAUGGUGGUGUUCAGUCAUCUAAAGAAGUCUAUUUGUCAGGUCCACGACAUAGGCAUCUGCCCACAGAGAAGGGCACUUCAUACAGUUGCUCAAAAGGUCAUAUAACUUCCCAAGUCCUUUUCCAUAGUUCAUGUCACAGAAAAGACUUACACAGAGCCAAGAUUCUCAAUAUCACAUAGGUACUUAAGCACCCGUUGUAUACACUUAGGCAGACUGUGUCUCUGAUCACCCAAAAGAGAGCAUUAUGGUCCAAAUGGAGAGCAGACAUUGUCUUGGCUUGUGUGUUCACACAUCUUCCCUGGCUACCAAUGCUUGGCUUGUGUGUUCCAUGGACUGAGCUUGUCAGUAAGACAAAGUACCAGAGGAAAUUGGGCAUCAUAAUAUGCCUGUCAUCCCAACUAUUGACGACAGGUAGUGAUGGGAAGAUUAUCAGUUGAGCACUGGUUCUCAACCUGUGGGUCACCACCUCUUUGACUGUACCAAGUCUCAGUCACAGGAGUGGCACGUCAGAUAUUCUGCAUAUCAAAUGUUUAUAUUACUAUCAUUACAUUAGAAAAAUCAGUCAGGAAACAGCAAUGAAAUACUUUUAUGUUUAGAAUCACCUUAACAUGAGGAAAGGUUGUCCCAGCCUUUGGAAGCAUGAGAACUACUGAAUUGGAAGCUACUCUGGGCACCUCUUGAGUUUAUGCCAGCCUAGGUUACACGAGACUUUGUCUUUCUUUCUUUUUUAUUUUAUUUUAUUUUUGGUUUUUCG